This is a messenger RNA of Cydia pomonella (codling moth), 1373 nucleotides long. Its product is annotated as mucin-2-like. Gene Ontology annotation, molecular function: protein binding; serine-type endopeptidase inhibitor activity. Bases 128 to 1324 code for a protein of 398 amino acids. Lineage: Eukaryota; Metazoa; Arthropoda; Insecta; Lepidoptera; Tortricidae. The record is from RefSeq and is a predicted model, not a curated record. The transcript has 4 exons.
CAGGACUUAAGAUUCGCUUAUUAUAUGUCUGAGAUCUCGCUGCACCGCGGACCGUUACCAACAGACAGAGUGCCCUAAAAAGGAUCAAUUAAAUUUUAAUUUAGUUAUCACAUUAUUAACCUAGAAAAUGGUUCAAUGGAUUGCUAUACUAGUGGCAUUGGUCUGUUCGAGCGGACCAUCGUUCAGCCGAAGUUGGGUCGGAUUUGAUGACGACGAUGGCGGGUCGUGGGAAGCAGACCCCGACCAUGAAGGGCCAAGUUCCAAAUUUAAAUAUUAUGGCCGACCUGCAUCAGAGGAAAGCUAUGAAGAUUAUAACGAAUCAGGAUAUGAUAAUGGAUAUGGACAUGAUGCCCAUACUUGGAACAAUCAAGCAUAUCACAAUGAUCGAAAUGAUCAUGCAUUUGAUUAUGAUCAUAAUCAUGAUAAUCAUCAUCAAUAUCAUGGCGACCACAGUUAUAAAGACCACUGGGGUCCUCACGGACACAAUAGUGAAUCUGGAUUUUCGGGACAAUCCGGCCAAUAUGGAGCAUCACACGGGCAUUCAGACGGAACUCAUGCUUAUCCCAGCAAACAUUGGGGACCUCAUGGACAACAUAGUGCAACCGGAUCUUAUGGUCAACAUUGGGGACUUCACGGACAUCCUAGUCAACCCGGAUCUGUUCAAAAUAGCCAAAACAGCGGACCUUCUCGGGAUUUACCUCAAAACAAUUUAAUCCCACCUCAACGUUCUUCGAACGACGCUGACCGCGUGGUGUUUCCGGAUUUUAACAACCAAGGUCCUACAACUAGGUCCCCACCAACAACCCGACCUGUUACACCCAGUACGAGUACCGCUCGGCCCACCACGACAGACAGGACGCUGCUCGACCUAGUCAUCUGCAUACGCGCCUGUCCGACCACGUCGGAGUACAACCCCGUCUGCGGCACCAACAACGUGACCUACAACAAUCCUGGAGCCUUGCAUUGUGCUAGUAACUGUGGGCUCAAUGUGGGAAUAGCCCGCCAGGCGCCGUGCCCGCGUGCUGUCCCCCAGAUCCCACAACCUACCAGCACAGCCAGGCCCAUCACCAAUCCAACCACCAGAGCCACAGUUACUCGGCAAACAACAAGGGCCACCCCCAUUACUAGACCAACCACAGUGAGACCCACAGCAGUACCUACUGUGAACCCUACACGAUUGACCAACAUUGAUGUUAACUCCAAUAGACCUGGUCCAACUUUAAUACCCCUUGAUAUCUUACAGAGUGUUUUCGGUAACGCCUUGCCGACUACCAGUAAUAACGAAGAAUUUGAAUUCGAUAUUGAUAAGCGAAUUUACCCCUAGAUUAUAUAAUUAAAUUAUGCUUUAAAUUAAUAAAUUAAUUAAUGCCUAA